CACGUUUUCGCAGUUUCCCCUAUUAAAUCCAGUCACGCAACAGGUUCUUUUACCACUCAGUCCAGCUGAGGGAACGCGUUUUCGGCGGGAAAGUGACGUCGAUGCAUACCCUCUAUACUGGGGAUUUAGGGGGGUAAUAAUCUGUCGGGUGUCAGAAUUUGGCAAAGCAGGUGUACCAUAUUCUGAAAUAUUCGGUGGCAUACGUGAAUAUUCAUGAGAUUCCUGUUUCGUGUUAAAACGACUCCGGAUCACAGAAACUGUUUUCAACCAAAGUAAUUUUAUGUUUCAGCAUCGAAUGAAGUUAAGCUUCGAAUUCAAUUGUUUAUCUGUGCACAAAAUGCUAUAAAUUGUCAUGUUAACGAUUGCGGUCAUAGAUUAGCCUAAAUGAGCCUACUGCUUUUAAGUAUUUUGUUAUAUUCUUCUGUUUUGCCUUUAAAAGUAUGUUGUUUGAUUACGUUUCCUAAAUGUAUAGGCUUGUAUAUGGUGGCAUAGGCCUAAUAAAAAAUUGUGUAAAGACCAAAAUCUUGCUCACUGCAUUAAAAGAGUAUGGUGAGAAAUAAAGAAUAAUAUAAACACCCUUAAGUAAGCUGUUAAUAACUUUUUAACUUCUUCAAAUAAGGUAUUUCAUGGACAAAAGGUGUCCAGGGUUCCACAUGACAGGACCUCAACCUGCAAUCAGAUGGUAUUUCAUGGGUAUAUAGAUGCUGUUUGCAAUGGAUGUAGCUGUUAUAAGUCUAUACAGUACAUUUAAUGAACUAUAUUACAUUAUGUUCCUGAAAUCCACUCUGAAUCCUUUGCUGGGAUCAGGAUAGUCUACCCCAAUCCAACUAAAAGGUUUUGAACAGCUCUUUAUAAUAUUCUUUAAUCAAACCUUCCCCUCAGUUUAUGCGUGCACGUCGCUUCUGAGCAUGUUCAUGAGGCAUGAUAUCAGUAUCCUCUAUUCUUGGACUUCUGAUCAACGCCGCGGGGAUUCAGCGACUUCGGGAAAUCAUCCGACCCAAAAAAGAUCCCACCCCUUCCCUAUAUAUUUGGCCGCAUUAGAAACGUUCAAAAACAAGGACUUACUGAUUAAAUAAGUCGGUCUGUGAAGAUUUAAAGCUGAUUUAAAGGCAGUAGCUUCGGUGUUUUAGUUUCACUUUCGAUUUGAAGUAAUCGUCAUUUCGUCUAACGGAGCGUCAGAAUGGUGAACUGCGGUCUUAUGACUGAGAAAAAUGAGCCAGUGCCUCUGAAGAGCAUCUCAGUGGAGGUUCGGGUUCAGGAUCAUGUAGCCACAGUCUCCUCCACUCUGCAGUAUGUGAAUGAGGAAGAGCGCCCCCUGGAGGCCUUGUUCGUCUUCCCUCUGCCUGCUGAUGCUGCUGUCUGCCACUUCAGUGCCAAGAUCGGAGAGCAGGAGAUUGUGGCAGAGGUGCAAGAAAGAGAAACCGCGAGGGAUCAGUAUGAUGACGCUGUGAGUUCGGGUCAGCAGGCGUUUCUGUUGGAAGAGAGCAAAGAGAGUCCUGAUGUGUUCAGACUGAGUGUCGGGUGUCUGUCGCCGGGUCAGAAGGCUGCCGUCACCAUCAUCUACGUCACCGAGCUCGCUGUGCAGGCCGACCACUCGCUGCGCUUCUGUCUGCCGGCUGUACUCAACCCCCGAUACACACCAGCAGGUUCAGCUGCUGGUAUAGUCUCAGAGAUUUCAUCAGGAUGUGGAUCUGUUCCCUACACGCUGACUCUCAGUGUCCAUGUGAGCUCUCCAAAGCCCAUCUCCAAACUAGAGUCCAGCUGCACUCUGGAUCCUCUAGUGUUCCUCCACUCUGAUCACACUCAGGCGACGGUGAAUCUGAGUCCUGGUCACAUGUUUGAUAGGGACGUUGAGCUGUUUGUGUUCUAUCAGGAUACCCAUCAGCCCUCUGCUAUAGUGGAGGCAGGAGUGACCACUGCCCCAUCAGGCUCUCUGAUGAGGCAUCCAGUAGUCAUGAUAAGUUUGUACCCAGAGUUCCCAGAAGAAAUUACUCAAGGAGAGUUUAUUUUUGUGAUGGACAGAUCAGGCAGUAUGGGCUACACACGGAUAGAAAGUGCAAAGGACACUCUGCUGUUACUGUUGAAGAGUCUGCCCAUGGGAUGCUACUUCAAUAUCUAUGGAUUUGGCUCUGAAUUUGAAUCCUUCUACCCUCAGAGUGUCGAGUACAAUCAGGACACAGUGGAUGAGGCUCUGAAGAGAGUGAAGGAAAUGCGAUCAGACAUGGGCGGCACAGAGAUUUUAGAGCCUCUAAAACAUAUCUACAGUCAGCCCUGUAUGCCCACCCACCCCAGACAGCUGUUCAUCUUCACUGAUGGAGGGGUGGAGAACACUAAAGAGGUGCUGGACCUGGUGAAACAUCAUGCUCACUCUCACAGGUGUUUCUCAUUCGGGAUUGGUGAGGGUGCAAGUACCGCCCUCAUCACAGGAAUGGCCAGGGAGGGAUCUGGUCACGCUCAGUUCAUCACAGGCACCGACCGCAUGCAGCCCAAAGUGAUGCAGUCCCUCAGAUUUGCGCUGCAGUCCAUAGUGGUUAAUAUCUCUGUGGAUUGGACCCUUCCAGAUGGCAUUACUGUUGACACACUGUCUCCACCCAUCAAUAUGCUCUACCAGGGUCAAAGGUCACUCAUUUACGCUCAACUUAAAGGAAAGAGUUCAGGAGGCUCUGAGGGAACAGUGACAGUCAAAUACAGUCUUAAAGAUCAACCAGUAACAAACCAGCUCCACUUCUGCCUCAGACCAACUGAGGAAACAGGGUUGGCUCUCCACCGGCUGGCGGCUCGAACCCUGAUCCGUUCUCUGGAGCAGAAAGAAAGAGAUGGUGGUUCAAAGCUGGAAAGCAUCAGGUGCAGGAUAGUGAAGCUCAGUGUUCAGACAGGAGUGAGCAGUGUUCAUACAGCCUUCAUUGCCAUUAAUAAAGACUGCAGACAGACUGUGAAAGGACCCCUGCUGCAGAGAAGAGUGCCGACACGCGGUUAG
Molecule: messenger RNA, 2977 nt
Organism: Megalobrama amblycephala (Wuchang bream)
Lineage: Eukaryota; Metazoa; Chordata; Actinopteri; Cypriniformes; Xenocyprididae
Product: von Willebrand factor A domain-containing protein 5A-like
Exons: 13
Coding region: 1181-2977 (598 amino acids)
Source: RefSeq, a predicted model, not a curated record